This is a messenger RNA of Peromyscus maniculatus bairdii (prairie deer mouse), 739 nucleotides long. NCBI's taxonomy places the organism in Eukaryota, Metazoa, Chordata, Mammalia, Rodentia, Cricetidae. The record is from RefSeq and is a predicted model, not a curated record.
GGGCAGAGGUGAAGGAUAAGUCUGCAGAACUGCGGCACUUAAAAAUGGAGUUAAGAGAACAACUACUAAGGGACAUUGGGAGACUCUUAGACGACCAACCCCACAUGGAAGCCUUGGAGGCCUCACUGGACCAGGGCCUGUGCAGUGGUGGGCAGGUGGAACCUCUGGAUGGCCCGGCAGGCAGCGUCCUCGAGUGUCUGGUGCUUCCCUCUGGAGAACUGGUCCUGAAACUUGCUGAGCCCAUCUCCUACCUGUUGGGAGCACUGACUGCGCUGACUGAAACCCAGCAGAAGCUGCUGGCUGAGGCUCUGGAGACAAGGAUGCUGUUGAAGCAGCUGGAGCUGGUGGAGCAUAUCUUGGAACAGAGCACCCCAUGGCAGGAGCCAAGCUUUGUGUCCCUGCCCCUCAGCCUCCUUGGGAACAGCUGGGAUGAGGAGGCUCCCACCUGGGUCUUGCUAGAAGAAUGUGGCCUAACGCUGCGGGUGGACACCCCCCAGGUGCACUGGGAACCAAAGUCUGAGGGUCCCAUGUGUGCACUCUAUGCCUCCCUGGACCUGUUGUCAAGUCUAUGCCAGAUGCCUUCCUAGCCUGUAUGCCCCCCUCCCCCUCCAGCCGGGGCAAAAUCUUGCCUGGCAAAGCCUUACAUGGAAAGCUAAGGGCCUAACUCAACCAUAGGGCUAAAAUGCAAUGAAGCAGGCCCAGGAGUUGGGAAAACUCAAUAAAUGUACAAAGAAAAGAA